CCAAUGGCAAACAGGCGGACACGGACCACCUGAUCCACAACGGUAAUCCGCAGAACACGACCAACGGCCUGCCCAUUCUGAUCUGGAUCUACGGCGGUGGCUUCAUGACCGGAUCGGCCACCCUGGACAUCUACAAUGCGGACAUCAUGGCCGCCGUGGGCAAUGUGAUAGUGGCCUCCUUCCAGUAUCGAGUGGGUGCCUUCGGAUUCCUGCACUUGGCGCCGGAGAUGCCGUCGGAUUUCGCGGAGGAGGCGCCCGGAAACGUGGGCCUCUGGGAUCAGGCUCUGGCCAUUCGCUGGCUGAAGGACAACGCACAUGCGUUCGGCGGAAAUCCGGAGUGGAUGACCCUGUUCGGGGAGUCGGCGGGCUCCAGUUCGGUGAACGCGCAGCUCAUGUCGCCGGUGACCAGGGGCCUGGUCAAGAGGGGCAUGAUGCAGUCGGGCACCAUGAACGCCCCCUGGAGCCACAUGACUUCCGAGAAGGCCGUGGAGAUUGGCAAGGCGCUGAUCAACGACUGCAACUGCAACGCCUCCAUGCUGAAGACCAAUCCCGCUCACGUGAUGAGCUGCAUGCGGUCGGUGGACGCCAAGACCAUAUCGGUGCAGCAGUGGAACUCCUACUCCGGCAUCCUCAGCUUCCCAUCGGCACCCACCAUCGACGGAGCCUUCCUGCCGGCGGAUCCCAUGACGCUAAUGAAGACGGCGGAUCUGAAGGACUACGACAUCCUGAUGGGAAAUGUCAGGGAUGAGGGCACAUACUUCUUGCUGUACGAUUUCAUCGAUUACUUCGAUAAGGACGAUGCCACGGCCCUGCCACGGGACAAAUAUCUGGAAAUUAUGAACAACAUUUUCGGCAAGGCAACGCAGGCGGAACGCGAGGCCAUCAUUUUCCAGUACACCAGCUGGGAGGGUAAUCCGGGCUAUCAGAACCAGCAGCAAAUCGGACGCGCCGUGGGCGAUCACUUCUUCACCUGCCCCACCAACGAGUACGCCCAGGCUCUGGCGGAGCGAGGCGCCUCCGUGCACUACUACUACUUCACUCACCGCACGAGCACCUCGUUGUGGGGCGAAUGGAUGGGCGUGCUGCACGGCGACGAGAUUGAGUACUUCUUUGGCCAGCCGCUGAACAACUCCCUGCAGUAUCGACCUGUGGAGCGUGAGCUGGGCAAGCGUAUGCUGAGUGCGGUCAUCGAGUUCGCCAAGACAGGAAAUCCCGCUCAGGAUGGCGAGGAGUGGCCCAACUUCUCCAAGGAGGACCCCGUCUACUACAUUUUCAGCACGGACGACAAGAUCGAGAAAUUGGCCAGAGGUCCUUUGGCGGCCAGGUGCUCUUUCUGGAACGAUUACUUGCCGAAAGUCAGGAGUUGGGCAAGCUGCGAUGGCGAUUCGGGAAGUGCUUCCAUAUCCCCGAGACUGCCGCUCCUGGGAAUCGCUGCUCUGAUCUACAUCUGCGCCGCAUUGCGAACCAAGGGGGUUUUCUAAAAGAAAACCACUGCCGGCAGAAGCCCCACACACACUGGAACACACACAACAUCCACAUCCACGCCACACCCCACACACACACACACCUAAAGUUAGAACACGUAUAUUAAUAAAAUUUAGCAAACGGAAGGAAACAAAAUUUUUUGUAGGCGCAGACAUUUGUGUAGGAGCAGCAGGAGAUUUGUUUACGGAAUUAAGUAGGAUCGGUUUGAGCAAGUCGAUGGCAAUUGCUGAACAUUUGUAAAUUGAACUUAGAGCUCCACGCACGCCCCAGGCAGUCAGAGGGUCGGCCAGAGUCCUUCGCAGGACCCUGCGCUUCCCGGCCGGACUCCCGUAUCCAGAGACCACUGUAGCCACAAGCCACACGCCACGCGCCAUAGGCCAGGCCCAAACCAAAUUGUUUUGUGUAGCACAACGCUAAAUUGCUUAAUUUGAAAGAAAUUGGCCAAAGGAUGGACGGAAUUUUUUGAUAAAUAUUAACGAAAAUAGAAACAAAUGUUUGUCAUGCCUUCAGGGGGCAGCCAAAAAGAAACAAAGUUUACAGAUACGUUUACCAAACGGAAAACUCGCUCAGAUGACAGACACUUUUUGCCACGCCCACAUUAAUGAGCGAUCUUUGAGCGCAUUUAAUGGCACAAUUUUAGCUUUCAGUUCGAAAAAGUCCUUGUUGCCUAACGAUAUUUGGCCAAAUUGCAUUGGUUUCAUGCUUAGGUUGAGGGUUCGUUUGAUUUCGAUUUACAUUCCCAAGGAAAACCCACACACGAAAUUUGUAACCACACAAGAAUCUUAUGAACAAACCCAAAUGGAAAUUUUCGGAAAAUCAACAAUUGUAUUGUACAAAAAUUGGCAUUGGUUUAUUAGGAGGGACGAAAGAAAAAGUAAAUAUACCCCCAAGUCAAGCACUACCCAAGACAAAUUUUUUCGAAGCGAACAAAGCGAAGCAAAUUGAUAAAUUGUAAUAAAGAAUCGAUCGAAAAUUGAGGUUUAAGCAUAGUUCGGGGCAAUGACGAUAUUUAUAAUGCAAAACAUAUCAGUAUAUUAUUGUAUUUGUACUAAACGUUUUACAAAUUGGCUUAAGGAGAGCUUGGACGGAAGAAAAAUGAAAUGAUUUAAUACUGAAUAAUGGUAAUUAGAAAUUUUAUACACAUAGCGAAAUUGGAUCAAUGAUUAACACAAACGUAUUGUAUAAUGAGUAACGUAUAUGUACUUGGUAUGUCUAUAUCUAUAAAUAAAUAUUGUUCAAAACGUAAAUCCAGAAAAUGAAAGAUCAUUGUCAACCCUAGAGUUCAGUGUGUGUCGCAGACUAAAUGAGAACUAAUGAGUAAUCGUAAUUGUAAUCUGUAAUCGUAACCGUACUCUGUAAUCGUAUUAAAGGCAUAUCAAUAUGUAUUAACUAUGGAAAUCGAAAACCUUUCGAAAUUUACUAAGGUAAGCCACACUGAUAUUAAUUAAGUUAUUUUUAUCAACAAUUAUUAUAAUACCACACACUAUCUGAUAAUACAUAGAUUCAGCAAGUAUUAGACUUACGAACAACAACAACAACAUUAACUGUUUGCUAACAUUUGAAAGUUUUAAAACCAACCAAUAAACGAGAAAACCCUUAAACCAAAACCAAAACCAAAAACAAAAACCAAGCGAAUCCCAAAUAAAUAAACAAUUAUUGUAUUGUAUUAGGUAUGAACUGUGGUCGAGGCCUACUGAGCGAUGUUCGCUUUCAACUGUAGCAUCUAGGAAAAUUAAUGUGACCCUCUAGCCAGGUGACGAAUGCACUUAGGACACUGUAUAUCUGAUCGUUAUAUCUGAUACUACUCGUACUCAACACCAAUGCAAGCAACGAUAGCAAGCCACUUACUUAGAAAACUCCCCAUAGUUAUACGACAAUUGCACCGCGAUUAACGAAUAAUUCUACAAUUGAGCGAGAAGCGAAUCGGAAGCAGAUGCAGAAGCAGCAGAUCCACAAGGCAUUCCUAAGUUAUGCAUUACUUUAAAUACUUCUUAAAGGGACAAACAAGAAACUAACAUAACGAAACAAAUAAUAACACUGCAUGAUGCGAAAUAAUAACUUAAACAAAAGGAUUUUUUAAGUAUAUGUGGAACAUUUAUAUUUUUAUACCAUGCAAGAAGCGAAAUGAAAACAAAAACAAAGCAAAAACCGAAAUUGCGUAAAAUGGAGAUAUUAACAAACGAUGAAUAACUUUAAAAUUUUGUACUAAGCCAUUGUCUAAAACCGUGGACACGAAAAAGUGUGAGACGAACUCCAAGAUAACUAGCUUUAAUCCCUAUCCCCUCUCCCUAUGAUUGCACCACGUUCGCCUCUUAACCGAAACCAAAAAGUAAUUAAAGCUAGGUACUAUAUAUAUAAAGUAACCGAUUCCAAGACUAGACUUGAUAGUUAAUCCUGUAAUUCUGUAGAGGCGAGUGGGCCAAAGCGAGUGCUGCCUGUGACGGGGCCACGCCCACUUGGCCGGCCUCCAAGGUCAGGUGGGAUCAGAGGGUCAGAGGUCACUAUUGGGCAGUGUUAACUGUGCGUCCACUCACAGCGAGCAUAGAGUUAAUGAAUAUCAAAAAGAAAGUACAUGUGUUUACCGUGUAUUAUGCCUUCUGCCUUCAAAAAAUAUAGAGAAGUGAAAGUACUCAUUCUACGACUACGUUGUUACCAUUGAUAUGCAUUUUCCUCCCUUAUUUUCGUCUCACCCGAAAUUAGGAAUAUUUUUUGUCAUUUUGCAUGGUUUUCGGCUCAAGCCAAAGAAUUGACAAUAUAAUAUUUCGCCUUAGAAGCAAAAGGAGCAAACGAAUGAAAGACAAAUUCCAAGUGUUAUGCUUAUAGAUCUAAAUUUUUAUACAUGGACAUGGACAUGGACACUUCGUCGUCUCAUUUUUUGGUGAACGUGCACUAAUCGCUACUCGUAUGAUUUGUAUAGAUUAUGGCUUUCGUUGCGGUUCUUCCAGGUCAUCUUAAUAAAAUAUAUUUAUAUAUUUAUACGAUAGGACAACCACACACACGCACCCACUCUCACACACAAACACAUCUCAGUGUGCUUUUGCUGUAGUAGUCUGCCAAUUGUAAAAGAAUUUAUAUAUAAACGAAUCGAAACCGAAACGGAAACGGAAACACUCAUAUUCUAAUCUAUGAUAAUAAUGAAAGCAUGCUGGUCACAAACACACACGCAUACCCCCACAAAUACACCCACACUCACACUUCAUAGAAGGACGAAUCGUAGGAAUAGAAAAUACAUGUGCAGAAUCCUUAGACGGUUAUUGUGUUUGUGUUUUGUAUAAAAAAACAAAGAUAAAACCUAAAUGAAAAAAAAACAUAGUUCAUGUUUUUGUUUAUUGUGUAUUAAAGACAAGUUAAAAAUUGUAUCAGCUACGACAUCUGAUAAUAAAAUCGAAAUCUAGGUGGUAGACAAAACUCUCUGUACAAUGUAAUAAAUAUGUUGAAUGCUAUACAAUAGAAUACAAUACAAAGUACACACUCACACAAACAGAAUCUAAAUCUGAAUCUGAUGAAAUAAAAAUAUAUAAUACGAUAAAAUCUGAAGAAACCAGGCACAGAUAUGCAUUUGACAUUAUAACAAUUUUCACAAUUAGAGUUUAAAGGCAGAGAUGACGUUUAGUAAAUUAAAUACAGAGUCUUUUAUGUAUAAAAAUCAAAUACAUAUCAAUAUAUGGCCUAUUGUUUAUUUAGUUUAAUUAUAUAUUAUGAAUAAUACACUCGAAAGCAGCAGGUGUGCAGUAAGGCUCUGAUUUAUGACUUUUUAAGUAGGCAAUUUGUAAAAAUUAAGCAGCAAGCAAACACAAUACAAGCAGAAACAAGCCAGAGAACGGAAAACAAAAACAAAUUGUGGUUAAAUAUGUGUUCUUACUUGUUAGUGGUAAUAAAACAAAAGUAAAAGUAUAACAAACAAAAUAAGCAAAAAUACUGUAAUUAUAACUGUUAGCUUUUAAUCAUGCCAAGCAUUUUCCGUUGAAUUCCUCGACUUUCGUUUGACAAACUCGCUUGAAAAUAUGUUUUCACUUAGAACACACCGAUUAGCUUAUAUUGCAAGUUGUAGUUGCCCAACACACACACACUAAACACACCCAUGAGAACACCCACACACACACAUACGAAUUCCCGUUUGAGUAAUGUGUAAUGGCUAUGAAACUACUUAAUAGCAAACAAACACACUCAUCAGGCAUCACUAAUGCAAAUAAAGUUAAAAGGUAGCUAAAAAUAACAAAUAAGACAACUUUUGUUCACGCAAAAGAGCAAAAGUCAAGAGCAAAUCGAAAAUUAAUAAAUCGAGACUCAUAAAAGUGGAUACAGUGGAUACACCCAUACACAUACAGUUAGUACAAUGGCAGCUCCAAGUCCUCAUCUUGUGUUCCAAAUUUGAAUAUAUCAUUUGAUGGCGACGCUUUAGUGUUCAGCAAAACAGUAAGCAAAUACAAACCAAAAAUUAAAGCAGAAUUCUAUUUAAUGUGUAAGACGAUGUUUGUUUGUGUGUCAAUGACGGAACCUUGUUACCGAUUUAAUUAUAAUUAUUAUUGUCGCAGAACUUACUUUAAAUUCAAGGAAGACGAAAUGAAAGUUCAUUUCACGAGGUGCAGACCUUGCGCAGACGACAGAUAACAUAUGCAAAACAUAAUUGCUGUUUUAAGAUAUUAACUAUAUAUAAAUAUAUAUAUAUACAGACAUACAUCUAGAUUGAAAAAUAUGACAUGAGCAUACAAAAUGUAGGGAUCAUUUUACUGAAUAUUAUAUACAUACUACUACAUAUAAUCGAAACCAAAAUUCUGCUAAACAAAGGAAAAAAUAAAAAACACAAUUGAAUGCUAAAUGUAAUACGAUUACUGAAACUCAAGAGAAAGUAAGAAACUACCAAGAGGAAAUGUAAUGUGUAAACAAUUGAAAACCGCAUUGAAGCAGCAUAAAGAAUACACAAAUUUAAGUGAAAUUAUAUUACGAAAUAUAUUGUAUAUCGAUACAAGAUGGAUACAAGUAAAAUACAAAUAAAACUCAUGUAUCAUGUACUAAACAAA
Drosophila rhopaloa is the source of this 6506-nucleotide messenger RNA. RefSeq names its product acetylcholinesterase. The transcript has 7 exons. Gene Ontology annotation, cellular component: plasma membrane. Gene Ontology annotation, molecular function: acetylcholinesterase activity. The record is from RefSeq and is a predicted model, not a curated record. Lineage: Eukaryota; Metazoa; Arthropoda; Insecta; Diptera; Drosophilidae. Gene Ontology annotation, biological process: acetylcholine catabolic process in synaptic cleft; choline metabolic process. The coding region runs from base 105 to 1481 and encodes 458 amino acids.